GUCAAUGUAUUUCUACAGUAAAAAGUAUAUCCUACAGAAAAAAAACCCAGGCUUAUGUCUGCUCUUUAUAUCAAGCAAUUAAUUUGCAUAGUGCUAAACUAGUUUUUAUGAGGCUUGAUUUAUAAAGUAAAAAAACAGAUAAAACUUUCUGAGAAUGGAUUUGCAAAAUCUCCCCGAUUCAUGAAGGUCGUCACGGAAAUGCAAUUAAAACGCUUGGAAAAUGACGACAUGUGAAGAAAUAAAAAAAAAAUACGAAAAUAUAUCCUGCGCCAUUGAGUUCUUGAUCGGAGAAAGCAUUACCUGCAGUGUUCGAAGCAGUGCACACUGUUUAUGUGACCUCUCGAAAUAGCACGUGUACUACCUUCACACAUCGAAAAAAUGUGAGGUUUCCUCUUUGUCUCCUUUCUCACGUUCAAUUCUACAUGCGCAUGUGUAUUUUGUGUGUGCGUGUAUAUAUAUGUGUGUGUGUGUGUGUGUGUGUGUGAGAGAGAGAGAGAGAAAGAAAGAGAGAGAGUAAGAGAGAAAGAGUAAGAGAGAGAGAGUAAGAGAGAGAGAGAGUUUUCCUUAUCUAAGGGUAUUGUAUGAAGCCAACACACAAAGCAUUCAGGAGACAAGGCCAAGUGUAUUUGCUUACCUUCCGAAUGUUUAACAUAUAAUUUGCAAAAUGCUAAGUAAAAAAAACAACAGUGUUUACAAAAUAUUAUAAUAUUUAAAAAGACAAUAUUUCUAUUUCUGAACGUGCAGUUAGAGCUCGUUUUUAGAAUCUAUGUCCGAAAACUCAACCAGCUAUCAGAAAGAGACUAGUUAUGCUCGCCUUUACUAAAAACCCCAGGUUGCAAUGACCAUAUGUCCCAUGUGUUGGUCCAGGAGCCGUGCACUUCCCCAUUGGGCAGAGGAUGUCUUCUCCACCCUGUGUGUUCUGUCAGUCCACUGGUUCACUAGUUCACCGUGUCAAUCUACGCUGCUUCGCGCAGGCAGUGAGAAGCAGAAAGGCAGAUAGACGGUAGAGGUGAAAUCUUUCGCCUGCUGGUAACUUCUGUCUCUUACGAGACACACGCCGAGACGAGAAGUGGAGUCCGGAAUUCUUCACAUAGUGGAAUAAACUGUGUACUAAAGACCGUUCAUUUAAGGACGUUGAUGUACCUCGCGCGUUCUAGCAACGUCACUGGCCAAAGACGAGAUUUUUAAAAAACUAAACUAUCUCAUUUUAUAUCUUUCAGAGUACGCCAUUAUAGUACUUAUCAUUCGUAUGACUUUUAGUUUACCAAGAAGGAUAAGCUUUCGUUUGCGCCCUUGUAAACUCUUUGAAAUUGUGGAGGAAAAAUACAUUCCGUGACUUGUUCUUCUGUUCCAUGAGCGUCUUGAACAAAUAUCCCAAAGACGGGCAUUUUCGUUGAAGAGACUGAAGGAAUGCUGGAAGUCAGGCUGGAACCAUCCCUGGGUGUGCCCAGGCUCGAAAACCUUUUGUUUUCAAACAGCUGAAGAUAGAUGCCUUCAAAUAGUGCCUUCGAGUUAUCGGGAAGCUGUAUCCUUGCAUAAAAUCUAGACGUGAAAGACGUUAUCUCGGUCAGCUUCCAAGAAGCCGUUGGAAAAAGACCGUCACGUGACAUCGGGUGCCAAUGUUCUUCCAGAAGGUCGUCAGGACCCUGGUAGCCGGUAACGCGAAUUUUGGAAAUGCAGAAAACCACCUACUACGACAAUUCGACAUUAUUCGGAGGUUAUUCGUAUCAGGGGGCAAAUGGCUUCAGUUAUGAGGCCCAGCCAGCGGCUUUCCCGAGCUCGGCACACCUCGAUGGCGAUUAUCAGAGGUCUGCCUGCUCACUGCAGUCGCUAGGCACCAGCGCACCCACUCAGUCACAGCACGCCAAGACGAAAGACCUCAAUGGCAGCUGUAUGCGUCCCAGUCUACCAUCUGAACACCACCAACCUCCCCAGGUAUCUCCUCCUCAAAAUCCUGUGAACCCAACUGGAUCUAGUGCCCCCCAGCAGCCGGGUGGUAGCGGCAGUGGUGGGGCUGGCGGCGGAGCUUCCACCAAACCCUCCACCAAGUCGUCCACACUUACCCAGAACCCGACCAUCACCAAGCAGAUCUUCCCUUGGAUGAAAGAGUCACGUCAGAACACCAAGCAAAAAAACAGCUCCCCCAGCGCAAGCUCGGCUAAUGCGGAGAGCAGUGGCGGCGAGAAAAGCCCUCCGGGUUCCGCGGCUUCCAAGAGAGCGCGCACAGCCUACACGAGCGCACAGCUUGUGGAACUUGAAAAGGAGUUCCAUUUCAAUCGGUACCUGUGUCGGCCUCGACGCGUAGAGAUGGCUAAUCUUCUCAACCUUAGUGAAAGGCAGAUCAAAAUUUGGUUCCAAAACCGACGCAUGAAGUACAAGAAGGAUCAAAAGUCGAAAGGCAUGGGUUCCUCCUCAGGGGGGCCAUCCCCAACCGGAAGCCCGCCCCUCCCAAUGCAGUCCUCAGCUGGUUUUAUGAACUCCAUGCACUCAAUGGGCAGCUAUGACGCGCCUUCGCCGCCAUCGUUCAACAAGCCUCAUCAAAACGCAUAUGCCAUGUCAUCAUCCUAUCAAAAUUCUAUGAAAGGUUGUCCCUCGCAACAGAAGUAUGGCAGCACAGGACCAGAAUAUGACCCACAUGGGCUGCAGGGUAGCAGUGGCAACUAUGGCACUCCUAACAUGCAGGGUAGCCCAGUGUACGUAGGAGGGAACUAUGUGGAUGCCAUGCCGGCCACUGGGCCCUCUAUGUACAGUCUCAACCACCUGCCACACCACCAAUCUGCCAGCAUGGACUACAACGGUGCCACACAGAUGUCGGCUAACCAGCACCACGGACCGUGUGAUACACACCCGACAUACACAGAUCUGUCAGCGCACCAUCCUUCUCAGGGUAGAAUUCAAGAAGCACCCAAGUUGACGCAUCUGUAACAGGUUUGGGGAAAAUACAAAAUAAAAAUUGAGAUAAAAGGAAAAACAAACAAACGAGCAAACACGAACCCAGGGGACGAUGCAAUGGGGUUGAAAAAGAUGAUCCAGUGGUUUCUUGCCGUUUCAAUCACAGCAGUUGGUGUUGAUGUUGUCCUUUCAUUCACCUGUGAGCACACUCAUUAGUUCAUAAGACAUCUUACAAUCAGUUCUGUAUGCAUAGCUUCGAAAGCCCUAAUUAAAAUAAAGAUAAUUAAUAGUGGGUAAGUGUGGAUAGUGUAUGACAAUUAAUAGAUUAUUUUUCUGUAUGACCCUGUGUGACUCCCUUUUACGCCAUCGUUGGCAUGUGUGUGUAUUGUGUCAGGCUAUGGCCGAGUUCUUUACUGUAAAAACUGCUUGAGGGUAGAGCGAAGAAAACUCUUAAAACAAGCGUAAGGAAACCACUGGAUUGUUUUUGUUCACUUCCCUUUUUCCACAUACCUCUUUUUGUUUAAUAGAUUCGCUCAACUGUCUUUUUUUCUAAUUCACCUGCCUAAGACCAUCAACAGGAAAAGCUCAUAGGUAAUCACUUUACAUAUAACACGACUUUAAUCUACAUAAUUUCGAUAAGUUAAAUGCUAUUUUCGCACUGUGCUGCAUAUGGCCUCCUCUUGUAAAACGACUGUAAUUGGGUAAUACUUAUUAAACUCAUACAGGGUAAAGAAAGACUAUUUGAGUAUUUGAGAAUUUUAGUCAAUAAACAGUCGCCCCAAUCUUUCUCAAUUGCUUGUACCCCUCCCUCGUUUUUGUCCAUUCCUUGUCCCCAAUCUCUCUCUCUCUCUCUCUCUCUCUCUCUCUCUCUCCACACUGAGUUUGCUUACAUCAGCCUUCACUAAUGAGAAAGGCAGACAUUUUCUCUUGUCUUGACUUAACGUGGAAACAGGGUAUAAAUGAACAAAAUGCAUGUCCGAGAUGCAACGCAGUGGUGUGGACGUUUCGGUUUACGCCUAAUGUUUUCUCGGCUGGGCAUCAUUGUUGCACUUAGAGUUUACAUUUUGAUGGGUAAGGAAAAAGUAAAUCUUAUUUUGAAGCGAAAGACCUUCAAUCAGCGUCUUUCGGUAUGUGUUCAAACGAACAUUCAUAAAUAUAUAUUUAUUUGUUAUAGCCAGUUUAAAUACUUUCUUUUUUAUUAUUUAUCCCUCAUGUAUUUAUAUCGAGAAAGUGUACUUUUUUAGUAUUUACCUGUUAUACGGAAAAGACAUUGUGUUCUUGUCAUUGUAACUAAUUUUGGUUAUUGUAUUUUUAGAGACACCUAGGUUUACGUUACCCUUGUACAUAAACGACUUGACUUGUACAGGGUGCGAGGCAAGGGAAUCAAACCGUUCCAGCAUAGUCGGAAAUUAGACAGUAUAGCGAAACUUUUUUUUCUUUCUUUAGAAGAAAUCUUAAGUUGUUCUUUGUAGUAACAUUGAUUUUCUUGUUAAGAGUUGUCUGUUGUACAAUUCUUUAAUAAAAUAUUAUGUUAAUCAUUUUCA
Molecule: messenger RNA, 4436 nt
Organism: Clarias gariepinus (North African catfish)
Lineage: Eukaryota; Metazoa; Chordata; Actinopteri; Siluriformes; Clariidae
Gene: hoxb3a
Product: homeobox B3a
Exons: 5
Coding region: 1675-2925 (416 amino acids)
Biological process (GO): regulation of transcription by RNA polymerase II
Cellular component (GO): nucleus
Molecular function (GO): DNA-binding transcription factor activity, RNA polymerase II-specific; RNA polymerase II cis-regulatory region sequence-specific DNA binding
Source: RefSeq, a predicted model, not a curated record